AUGGCUCUCGCCAACAUCGACACCACCACGGUGCCCGCGCCCGACCCCGUUCAAGAAACCCCCCAUGUCGCCGUGACUCCCUGUGAACCGUGGCCGGCGCCCUAUUACAUGGAGCGCGGUCUGCGUCGCGUCCGCCCUUACCACUACACGUAUAACACCCACUGCAAGGAGCGAUGGCGGGGUCGAGAACUGCUAGAGAUCUUCACUUCGGAGUUUCGGGACCGGAAGCCAGCAUACUACAAAUGGGCUCUCGAAACCGGCCAUGUCGCCGUCAACGGCAAGCCGGCCGGCCCAAACACGGUCAUCAAGAACGGCCAGGUCAUUUCCCACACUGCACACCGACACGAGCCGCCCGUGACCGGCCUGCCCGUUGGAAUCAUCCACGAAGACGACGACAUCCUCGUUAUCGACAAGCCGGCCGGUGUACCUGUCCACUCCGCCGGCCGGUACCACUACAACUCUGUGGUGGAGAUUCUGCGCUCAGAACGCGGCAAUGAGUGGGUGCCGCGGCCCUGCAAUCGGCUCGACAGACUGACCUCGGGGAUUAUGUUCAUUGGGAAACACCCCAAGGGUGCCGAGAAGAUUUCCACUCAGUUGGCAGCGCGGUCCGUGCAGAAGGAGUAUGUCGCCCGUGUCAAGGGAAAGUUCCCAGACGGCGUGGUGGUGUGCGACCAGCCCGUUAUGCAGGUUAGUCCGAAGCUGGGCUUGAACCGCGUCCGGGCAACGGGCAAAGAGGCCACGACGAAAUUCCGCCGUCUGGCCUACUAUCCUCCCUCCGCGGCGGCGACCACCGCUCCCGCAGAGACAAUUGCUUCCAAAACCGCCACGGGCGAAGCCCCCCGCGCGGCUACUCCGCCACCGGCGUUCUCGAACGAAGCGGAAGGCUACAGUAUUGUCCACUGCCUGCCUCUGACGGGCCGCACGCAUCAGAUCCGCGUGCACCUCCAGUUCCUGGGCCAUCCGAUCACCAACGACCCGAUCUAUUCCAAUCGGCGCGUGUUUGGUCCGGACCUGGGUCGUAACGAAACCACCGCAGACCGCGACGAGGAGAUCAUAGAGCGAUUGUCGCACAUGGGCAAGACGGAGCUGCCGGACACGAUCAGCUACCGGACGCACCUUACCGCAGCACCAAAUGUGCCGCCGGGCACAGACCCGCUCGUCGUGGAAGAGAUCAUGUCGCGCGAACAGGCGGCCGCAGCAGAAGCCUACGAGAAGCGAAAAGGCGAGCGGCUGUCCGGCGAGCUCUGCGACGUCUGCGGCACGGAGCUCUACUCGGAUCCAGGCGUCCACGAGCUCGGAAUCUUCCUACAUGCCGUCGCUUAUGCGGAUAAAGCUGGUGAGUGGGGCUACCGCAGCAAGAUGCCGAGCUGGGGGUUGCCGCCGCCGGGCUUUGAUGGGCCUACUGAAGUCCCGGACUGGCAACCUGCAGCGGAUGGUGAGGAGACUGUCAUCGGCCAUGGAACUGUGCCCCACGGUAUUGGUGAAGAUCUGGUCGAGGGACAACCGAGACCUGGAUUCAGUGGCCCGCUUCUCGUGGAAGGGGUCGGUGUUCUACACAUCUCGGACUCGCCCCAGGAGCCGUCGGAGACGGUGCCUGCCGCGUCGUCUUGA
Molecule: messenger RNA, 1611 nt
Organism: Penicillium riverlandense
Lineage: Eukaryota; Fungi; Ascomycota; Eurotiomycetes; Eurotiales; Aspergillaceae
Product: pseudouridine synthase family protein
Exons: 2
Coding region: 1-1611 (536 amino acids)
Biological process (GO): pseudouridine synthesis
Molecular function (GO): RNA binding; pseudouridine synthase activity
Source: RefSeq, a predicted model, not a curated record